Messenger RNA from Zea mays, 1821 nucleotides. RefSeq names its product GRAS family protein TF80. The record is from RefSeq and is a predicted model, not a curated record. Lineage: Eukaryota; Viridiplantae; Streptophyta; Magnoliopsida; Poales; Poaceae. The transcript has 2 exons. Bases 171 to 1631 code for a protein of 486 amino acids.
UCUCUUUUGAUACAUAUAUAGCACAAAGAUCUCUCUCCAUGUGUUUACAUUGUUCAUUUUGAUUAUUUUGUCCAUGUCCCACAGAAGAGGAAAAAAAAGGAACCUUGGUACAUCUUUGUAGAAGAUCAAGGAUCGGGGUGCAGGCAGGCACUGCUUGUAGAUCCAAAGUCAUGUCUUCGGGAAAUCUAUAUAAUAGUAGUAACAAGGGCAAAGCUGUGCUCAAUCUUGACCUCUGUGCGCCGAUGCCGGUGGAAGCUGUUCCUCUAAUGGCGGUCGGCUCAGGGGAGCCAGCAGUGAGGUCGUCGGCUGAGGCUAUGCCUGCAGCAGCGACGAUGGCGGCGGCGGCGGCGGCGGCCGUGAUCCGUCCUGGUGGAUCCCAGUCCCAGCAACUUGACAAGAGCCUCAUCCUCCUCGUCAAAUGCGUCAUGCAGCAUUGCGUCAGGGCGAUGGAGGCAGGGAACACCGAGGCCUCCAACAAUGCUCUGGCAGCCCUGUCGUCCGUCUCAUCCCUCGACGGCGACCCCAUCCAGCGCCUGACGUCCGCCUUCACCGAGGCGCUCGCACGGCGCGCGCUGGAGCCGCUGCUGCAGGGCCUGCCCUGGGCGAUCAAGGAGCAGCUCCGCAGGCCUCCUCCGCCGGCGUACGCUGAUGUGGCUCGCCAGUGGUUCCACACGCUGAGCCCGCUCCUCCGCGCCGCCGGCUUGGCCGCCAACCACGCCAUCGUCAAGGCGCUGGAGGGCGAGCAGGACGUGCACGUCGUCGACCUCGGCGGCGCGAACCCAAGGCAGUGGGUCGAGCUGCUCCGCCUCCUCGCGGCGCGCCCCGGGGGUGCGCCGUCGUCGUCGCUGCGCCUGACCAUCGUCAGCGACCACGCCUGCUUCCUGUCCUGCGCCACUGGCCUGCUCACCGCGGAGGCCACGCGCCUGCACGUCCCCUUGGCGCUCAACCCGGUGCGAUCCCACAUCGACAACUUCUCGGCUGCCGUCAUCGCGGCUCUCGGCGUGCAGCGCGGACAGGCCGUGGUGAUCUCGUCGACGCUGCAGCUCCACCGACUGAUCGCCGACACGACCAUCGUUAGCCACAGGCACGCCGGACGGCAGCACGACGAGACGAUGACUAGGGCGGACGCGCUCCUCCACGUGCUCCGCGACCUGUCCCCGAAGCUGCUGGUGCUGACGGAGCAGGAGGCCGACCACAACGACGGCGAGGGGCGGGGGCUCUGGGACCGCGUCGACAGCGCCUUCGACUACUACGCGGUCCUGUUCAAUGACCUGGAGGUAUCCCGCGUGCCGCGCGAGUCGCUGGACCGUGCGGUCGUGGAGCGGUUGCUGCUCCGGGAGGAGAUCGUGGACAUCAUCGCCCGCGACGGCGCGGCGCGGCGGGAGCGCCACGAGAAGUUGCUGCGCUGGGUGCCGCGGAUGCUGGCGGCUGGGUUCCAGCCAGCGCUGGUGGGCAUGGACGGGUUCAAGGAGACGACGAGGCUGGCGGACCGGCUGUCUGACGGCGACGGGCAAAGGCCGCUGUAUCGGGUAGUGAAGGUGAAGGAGAAGGGGUGCUUCUUCGUCCACUCGUGCUGGACUCCCAUGUUCUCAGUUUCGUUGUGGCAGCCGGCGCCCGGCGACCAUGAGUGAAUGAUGCGGAUGCGGCAGCCGCCAGGCCAACCCAUGGAUUUGGAUUCUCCGCGCCGUCGUACGUAGUGAUCUAUGAAUUACUGACAGGCCAAUAUAAUCCAUGUUCUCAGUUUCCGUGAUCUAUGAACUCAUGGAUUUCGUUUCAUUUCAUCUCGUUUGGUUUGAUCAACUGAAACUUAAUUAUGCGAAA